This is a messenger RNA of Verruconis gallopava, 1944 nucleotides long. RefSeq lists its product as uncharacterized. Gene Ontology annotation, biological process: DNA damage response. Bases 140 to 1630 code for a protein of 496 amino acids. Gene Ontology annotation, molecular function: phosphatase activity. NCBI's taxonomy places the organism in Eukaryota, Fungi, Ascomycota, Dothideomycetes, Venturiales, Sympoventuriaceae. The transcript is spliced from 5 exons. The record is from RefSeq and is a predicted model, not a curated record. Gene Ontology annotation, cellular component: nucleus; cytoplasm.
CAAUGCCCCGCGCUCCGACAUCGGUCGCACCGCUGACGCAUUAACGCUGGCCUUUUUUGACGAUGAUCUGCUCGGACGAUCCAACCAAUAAUCCUCGACCCCGCCAGCAGGUGAAGAGAAAGCAAACCUCGACAUAGACAUGGAGUUUGAGACACAGACGCCCCCGUGGAGCACCGCCGACAAGAACAGCUUCGCCUACCCGUCCGCGCGAGAUCGUUGGCCUGUUAUUCUGACCCAGGCUAUCGACGACGUCCAUCGAGCCACGGCAAAGGCCACAGACCCUGAAGUCCAGGCCGAGGGCAAGCAGAUCAUUGCUCAACUCGCUGGGCUGAAGUACGAACUACAGCAUGACCGCAGGCUCGUGCCUCUGAGCGACGAUGGCCUCCCUGACGUCGACAAGUAUAACCAGGAGCUCAGCCAGCUGGAGGCCAAGUUUGGAGGCGAGCUAAAAUGGUUUAAUGCUCCAUGGCUGUACAGUGAAUGCUACUUGUACAGACGCAUGCAUGCUAUCUUUCGCCUCAGCAAGAAGUGGCAAGAUUACGAUGUUUUUGCUGCCUCCAAGAUGUCCACUUUCCGCUCAUCGCGUGCCGCUGUCCUCGAGCUCGCAGCUCAGUACAAGGAGAUCGUCACGCAGCUCGAAGCGGAGCACACACUCAAGCAUGCGCAGACGGAGGCGGAACUGGCCGCCGCGGAGGAGGCUGUCUUCAGAGACAUGUGCGAGAUUUGUCUUUGGGGCAACGCUACUGAUCUGUCAUUAUUGACGAAUCUGUCCCAUGAUGACCUCCAGAAGUUGCAGGGCAGCGAGGCACGCUCCGCGAGCAGAAGCAAGGUGCUCGUCAACGACCUCGGUGCCGCCUUCGAAGCCCUCUACACUGCCCAGAAGAGCGGGAAAAAAGAGCGCCGUAUUGAUUUCAUCCUCGACAACGCAGGGUUCGAGUUGUUUGUCGACCUCGUCUUAGCUGGGUAUUUGCUGACUGUGGGCCUCGCGACGACAGUUGUCCUGCACCCAAAGACCAUGCCGUGGUUCGUGUCGGACGUGGUCCCUAAGGACUUCAGCGAUCUGCUGGGCGCCCUGGCCGAUCCCCGAGGCUUCUACGAGACCCUGUCAGAGGAGGAUACUAACGCAGGUAAGACGCCGCCGCCUCUUUCCGACAAGGAAGUGGAUGAAUUGAAAUUUCUUUUCGACCGGUGGGCGAAUCUCCAUGCAGAAGGGAAGUUGGUUAUAAGGCCAAACACGUUUUGGACGGAAGGUGGGAGCUUUUGGCGCCUACCGGGCACAGCGCCUUGUCUGCAUGAAGACCUUAAGCAGAGCGAGCUGUGCAUCUUCAAGGGUGACCUGAAUUACAGGAAGCUCACCGGCGACGCAAUGUGGGACCCGACAACGCCUUUCUCCACUGCUAUCGGACCGCUUGGUCCUGGUUCUGGGCUGCGAGUCCUAGCUCUGAGGACGUGCAAGGGUGAUGUAGUGGUCGGGCUACCGCAAGGAAAGGACGAGGAGCUCAGAGCCCUGGAAGCCGGGCCAGGCCCGUACGAGCGGUGGGAGAAGGGAGUCAAAGACAGCGGGUUGGACGCAAGGAAGUGGGCCUGGAGCGGGAAGUGGGCUGUUGUGCAGUUUUGUGAUGGGAAAUAAAACUUUUGCAUCGCGUGGUCCCCCAAAGCUUCGGAAGAGCUCAUUCGCAUCGGAUAGACUGGUUGUGAUUCAACAUGAAGAUCAAGCCUCACGAUGAGUAGAUUUGCAUCUUAGAAUACAGAACAUGGAACUUCGCAAUGCCUACUUCUGUCCGGAACCGCAGGCACAGUGCGAACUAUCACAGGCAUGUGGACACGCGCUGAAAUGGCAUAUACAAUCUUUGACUGGUCCUGAAUCAUGCAUAAGCAGGAGCAUCUCCGUAUACUUAAAAAGCUGGGGGUUUGCUAUACCGUUGGAUUCGCAUCCACUCGGAC